AUCGGGAAAAUUUUUUUCUUCCUCUUUGUUGUUUGUUUUUUUGUGAGAAAAUUUCAACUCAUUGUGAUUAUUUUUCUGUUUUCCUUGUUAAUUAAAAUGAGAUUUUAUCCAUUAAUAAGAUUAUCUCGAACUAUUUUAUUCACUGAUAGUUUAUAUUCAGUUAAUUAUCAACGAUUUACUUCAACUUGUUCACAGAGAUGGUCAAUCAACAUGAGUAACAAUUAUUCAACCUCAAGGUACAAAUGUAAUCAUAAUGUUGACAAUUGUUUAACUACCUCUUCGUUGGUUCGUCAAAUGUCCAAUCCAAUGUUUGACCUUAUAUUUGACCUUACAUCAAGUCGAUUAUGUUCACUUUAUCUUAAAUGGUUCCAGUGGAUUCGAUCAGUUAAUAAUUCGUACCAAUCAUCUGUUGCCUAUUUCUCUGAGGGUGAUAAAAAGAAUGAUGGAAAUCCUUUUGAAGGAAAUCCUUUCAACGAUCGAUUCGAUAAAUUAACCAAAGAUCUUCCGCCUUUGUUGAUGGACUUCGUCGAUCCAAUUACAACACCAGGACCAUUUGCAACGAUAAAGAAUAUAUUUAAUCUUUUCUUAGUAAUCAAACCGAAUUACGAUUCAUCGUUUUCAUUGCAAACUUUUCUUGAUGGAACGAGACAGGCUAUUUGUGUAAUUGCCGAUAAUUUGUCCAGAGGAGAAACAGAUUCGUUAGAAGGUCUAGUUGAACCCGAAGCCUUAAGAACAAUUCAAGAGAAUCUUGUUAAAUUUUCUCCAACUCAAUUGGCUGAUUUAAAGGUAGACGAUUCAGAUAUAGUCUUUUGGUUGGCCAAAGAAAUUCGUGCAUUUGAACGGGAUGAUAGAAAAUUUGUCGAAAUCACCGUUAUUUACCAUGUGAUCAGAGGAUAUCAGGAAAAGAUGACCACUCAGGAAAGUCGACCCUUUUUCAUGCCCGAUCCAGAGAUGACCUUUUGUAAUUACAGGUUUAUUCGUGAAUAUACCAAAGGUGUAGACGGAGAUUGGAUCUGUAAUCGACUUAAUCACUUCAAAUGGGGACAUUUCAUCAAGAACAGUCCCUUCGCUCAAUAAAGAAACACAUAUGAGCCUCUACAGUCGCACCUAAAACUUUGGACAGACACAUAAUAGGAGAUGUAAAGACAAUCCCUCGAACUAAGAUGUAAAUUUUACGAAAUUGGAAGAGAAAAACAAAUUAGUCGAAAAGUAUAGCAAUUCUUUAAAUGAACAUUAUCAUCGAAGAGGAAGAAAACAAAAUCACCUUGAGAAAAACUGAUCCACCUUAAUCAUUAGAUUCUAAAUUGUAAUUAAGCUCUAAGGUGUUUCUCCUCUCAGUCAGAUACACUUUGUCUCUCUCACCAAAAAGUGUCAAUGAUUUUUUUUUGUCGUUCGUUGUUCAUAACAGUUUGUAAACCUAAUCAAACAAUUAAAAUCCAUAACAAUUGACUAACUGA
Panonychus citri (citrus red mite) is the source of this 1457-nucleotide messenger RNA. RefSeq lists its product as uncharacterized. Lineage: Eukaryota; Metazoa; Arthropoda; Arachnida; Trombidiformes; Tetranychidae. The coding region runs from base 97 to 1077 and encodes 326 amino acids. Gene Ontology annotation, molecular function: ribosome binding. The transcript is spliced from 2 exons. The record is from RefSeq and is a predicted model, not a curated record. Gene Ontology annotation, biological process: protein insertion into mitochondrial inner membrane from matrix; inner mitochondrial membrane organization. Gene Ontology annotation, cellular component: mitochondrial inner membrane.